This is a messenger RNA of Rotaria sp. Silwood1, 1635 nucleotides long. The record is from the annotation of a GenBank genome assembly. NCBI's taxonomy places the organism in Eukaryota, Metazoa, Rotifera, Eurotatoria, Philodinida, Philodinidae.
AUGCUUGCAAUUAUACUUCCUCUGGUAUUGAAAUUCGUCAUACUUGCACCAAAGAAGCGGGAUAUCACCACAGCAACAUCACUUUCAUCAAUGGCAAUGUCACCUUCGCCAACGGCAAUAACACCAUUAACAACAGCUACGACUACAACUCAACAAUCAGGAUCGACCUAUGUUGGUAGUAUGAGCUAUCCAAGAGUACGGCACACAGCGGCAAUAUUAGCAAAUGGAAAAGUACUAGUUACUGGAGGGCAUAACGAUUAUGAUAGUUUAGCCAUCACCGAAUUGUAUGAUUCAUCAACUGGAACUUGGACAACUACUGGUAGCAUGAACGAUCCACGAGAUUGGCACACAGCGACCUUAUUACUAAAUGGAAAAGUGUUAGUUACUGGCGGACAAUAUAAUAGUGAUAGACUAAGUACUGCCGAAUUAUAUGAUCCAUCAACAGGAAAUUGGACAACCACUGGUAGCAUGCAUAUUCGACGAAUGUCACAUACAGCAUCCUUAUUGACAGAUGGAAAAGUGUUAGUUACUGGUGGAAAUGAUCUUGAUGUUCUAAGUAGUGCCGAAUUGUAUGAUCCAUCAACAGGAAAUUGGACAACUACUGGUAGUAUGAAUAGUCGACGAGUGCAGCACAGAGCAUCCAUAUUAACAAAUGGAAAUGUAUUAGUUACUGGUGGAGUAAAUUCUGUUGAUGUUUUUAGUAGUGCUGAAUUGUAUGAUCCAUCAACAGGAAAUUGGACCACUACUGGUAACAUGACAGGUCAACGAUCGAAGCAUGCAGCAUCUGUAUUAACAAAUGGAAAAGUACUCGUUACUGGUGGAUUUAAUGAUGAUGCUUUACAUAGUGCUGAGUUGUAUGAUCCAUCAACUGGAAAUUGGACAACUACUGGUAGCAUGGAUAAGGUACGACGUGAUCACACAGCAUCCGUAUUAACAAAUGGGAAAGUGUUAGUUACUGGUGGUGGAGGAACUUUUGGUGAUUUUUUUAGUAGUGCCGAAUUGUAUGAUCCAUCAACAGAAACUUGGACAACUACUGGUAGUAUGCAUAGUCAACGAAUGGAGCAUACAGCAUCCUUAUUAACAAAUGGAAAAGUGUUAGUUAGUGGUGGAGGAAGUGCUGUCGUGGUUUUAAGUAGUGCUGAGUUUCUUGACACCGAUACAUCUCAACAACAACUUCCAUCAGCUAUGAAGGUCGCCAACUGGAUUCGAAAAGUAGUUCAACAACAAUCAUCACAAUCAGUCGGUGAUUUUUCCCUGUUUAUUCCUACUGAAAUAGAACGUCCACGUGCAUUACCUGAUUGUUGUGCUUUAGUAUUACGUUAUGUACCUGCUGAAUUAUCAAAUGAAUUUGUAUUUAAAGAAAUAGUUAAAUCAAUUAAAUCAACAGUUACAUUUUCAAAAAUUAAGUAUUAUCAUCCUCGAUCAACUAAUGAUUAUAGAUUUUGUGUUACUGAUGAUAAUGAAUAUGACGAAAUAAUUAGUAUUGGUCGUUUAGCAAUUGGUCAUAUACUUCUUCCAGUUACUGCUUUUAUACCUGGUCUUAAAAUGACAUACUGUACCAACUGCUGGGAACUAGGUCAUUUUCGUUCACAUUGUCAAGUAAGUUCACAUUGUCGAAAAUGUUUAGAUGCAUGA